UUAUUCAUUCACAACCUCAAACAUUUCAAAAUUUGAAUCUUUAGUCAAAAAUGGAAGCAAGAGAGAAACCAAAAACUCUCGAGCUAACAGUUUUAUCAGCGCAAGACAUCAACGUGAACGGAGAGCCGUCACUAACAAACGUCUUCGUCGUAGUUCGCGCCGAAUCUACCACCUCCCACACAACACCGUUGAGCACCGCCGUAGGCGGCGUCCAUUCAUGGAACGAGAAGUUCACAGUGGAGUUGUCCACCUACGCAAGGUCCAUCUCGUUCGAGGUAAAGUACCAAACGGCAUCCGGUGUGAGAGACAUCGGUGUGGCAAGAAUAGCGGUUUCGGAUUUUCUUGGAGGUUCGGUUCCGGAAAGUAAUUUGCAGGUUUUGAGCUAUGGGUUGAGGGAUUGGAAUGGACUCCGUUGUGGAGUGGUUAAUUUCUCGGUUAGGGUUGUUUAGGAACAAGGAAGGGAGGAGGAUGUUGUUGCACAUGGUGUUGUUACGGGGGUUCCGUGUUGGUGGAACAGCUAUAGUGAUGGUGGCAGUGUUUGAAUUUGUUUGAUGCUUGAUUCGCUGUUCGAUGUUACUUUCUCUUGUUUUUUUUCUCUGUUUCUUAUUUUCUGUACUAGAAGGUACCACGUACUUUCUUUUCUUUUUUUAUAUAUGCGAAUCUAUCUAUAUUUUA
Vicia villosa (hairy vetch) is the source of this 675-nucleotide messenger RNA. Its product is annotated as BON1-associated protein 2-like. The coding region runs from base 51 to 449 and encodes 132 amino acids. NCBI's taxonomy places the organism in Eukaryota, Viridiplantae, Streptophyta, Magnoliopsida, Fabales, Fabaceae. Gene Ontology annotation, biological process: defense response. The record is from RefSeq and is a predicted model, not a curated record. The transcript has a single exon.